Messenger RNA from Periophthalmus magnuspinnatus, 1372 nucleotides. It is a transcript of the gene tmem18, whose product is annotated as transmembrane protein 18. Gene Ontology annotation, cellular component: nuclear membrane. The transcript has 5 exons. The record is from RefSeq and is a predicted model, not a curated record. NCBI's taxonomy places the organism in Eukaryota, Metazoa, Chordata, Actinopteri, Gobiiformes, Gobiidae. The coding region runs from base 66 to 524 and encodes 152 amino acids.
CUUGUUUACUGAUGAGCAUCACAGCUAAGCUAACUUUAAUUUUGUGAUUGUCUUAGUUUUGUAAGAUGGCAGAUCCAAAGGCACAAAAUAUGAGCUCAAUUCCAAUAGAUGGCUUUAGUAAUUUACGAAUUACAUCAAUAUGGACGUUCCUCUUGUCUGUGCAGUGGUCGGAGCCCUGGCUCAUAGGGUUGGUUAGUUUUCAUUUUGUGUGUUUAUUUGUGACUCUGGUGACAUGCAAAUUCUACAAAGCACAGAUUUGUCACUUCUUGCUCAUGGCCGGCUUAGUGUACAGUGCAGAGUAUUUGAACGAGUUGGCAGCCAUGAACUGGAGGUCUUUUUCUAAUUUCCAAUACUUUGAUUCCAAGGGCAUGUUCAUAUCUUUGGUAUUUUCCAUUCCUCUUUUGAUGAACACAGUCAUUAUCGUUAUGGUGUGGGUCUACAGGACAUUUUCCACCAUGACGGAGCUGAAAACACUGCAGCUUAAAAAGAAGAUGCACAGGCAGAAGCGUGAGAAGACUGACUGACCCAUUUAUUUCCUAAAAUUGAUUUUAACAAAACAAAUCCUUAAUCCUAAUCCCAAAUGUUGGAAUGAAGAAAUGUUUUUGGUUACUGCCAAAGGACGAGAGAGCAUCAAAGGGCCAUAUGGGGGCAUUUUUGUAUAUGCUGUUUGUAACCAUGUGUUUUAUUGAAACUUGAAAGGACAUUAAACUUUUUGAGAGCCAUUGUUUAUAUCUUAUUUUGUAUGGAUUUUUAUUGUCUCAAAAAAGUCAGUAUAAUAUUCACUCUGAUAAUAGUUGGAUAGCAGUAAGUGGUGUAAUUUGAAAAUUUGGGCUGAUCAUGGGUUUUCCCCUUGUGCUAUUAAUGAAAAUAAACCAAUUAUAAACAGCCAAAGCCAGCUGGAGUUUAAUCACAAAAUACCGUGCCACUUAAUUAGGGUAAUACCAUUCAAAUCAACUUCACAUUCCAAAAUGAGAGCAACCGUCUGACCACUUCCAGCGGUCACAAGUCCUGUGACUUGUCGUGGGGCCAGCCUGAGGGGGUCUUUCUGCCAGCCAGUCUGCAGAAGGUACCACUGUCAGUAGCAGCUUAAACCAGCAGACCACUUAACCUCUCUGUAGAGCACCCCACCUGUCACUAUAAAGCUUAGGAGGCUGUUACUUUGUCAGAUUUAUUCCCAGUGGAAAAAUAUCCAGAACAUUACAGAAGAUUGAUCUGUCAUGCAGAUUACACUAUGUUUUUGGUACAUACUGUGCGCAGGCGGAAAGGGGAAGUUACAUUUUGCCUUGAGCACCCCAAAUCACAUGUUUAAUUAUUUUAUGAUUUUGGUAUCUAGUGGUUAAAUAGCAAAAUUGCAUCCACAAAAACCUUAUUU